AUGGCGACGAACAUUACCCGAUUAUGCUUCGUCUCCUCAACCACUAGUUCUUCCGCGCCUUUCCUAUAUCACACUCGAACACUUGCCUCACUUUCGCCUCCCUUCCGACAACUCGAUCGUCGCUUUUCGCGCUCCUAUUCUACACAGAACAGCGCCGUCGAGAUCAACGAGGCACCAGAGACCAGAACACCUGAGGAUAAAUCAAGUCGGGAUGCUUCUGAAGAGUCAAUCAUCUCCAGCACGCCGAAGCAAGAAACCCGGAGACCGCGCAGAAGCUUCCUGCACCAACGAGCAACCCACGAAAGACCUUCAUACUCCAGAAAACCGAAAGUCACAACCCAAGAACAACAGGUUUUUGGAUCGUUGUUAGAGAAACUUGGAAUCAAACACGAUGGCGAGAGUGCCGAGGUGGACUCAACGAUACAAAUGAGUGAGGAUAAGAAGGCAGAAAUGGCCGAGCUCAAGUCCUUAUUUGACCCUCUGCUCAAAAACCCUAUGCAAAAGCGAGCUGCAUUGAGAGCCGAGGCUCGGCGGAAGAGAGAACAACACGAAACAUACCGAAGACAGAAGCAGGAAGAGGCAGAAGCAAGGGAACUCCUCCGCGAGGAGGAUUACGGUCCAAAGCGAAUCAAGCUCCGCGAUCUGGGCUACUCCGAGCCGGCCUCGAACACCGGAGUCGAGCCCACCGUCACCCUGAGAGAGGCGACCAACAUUGUUGUCAGGACCGAGUUUGAACACAUCGAGUUCCUCCUCUUCCAAGCCGUCGAGGACGGCACGGGCGAUCUGGGCGUGUGGGAGGUCUGCAAAGAGCGCAUCUUCUCCAUGCUAAAUCAUCUGGACGAGAAAUCCCUCGAGAAGGCGAUAGAGAAAUCCCUCGAGGUGGUAGACCCUGACUCGGUUAGUCCAGAAGACCAAGACCGACCCGACACCACGAUUAGCGGCAGCGGACCACUCCGAGUCCCGGCCGUCGUGCCCGUCGGCCCCGUCGUGGUCGUGCUGUACCCGAAGUCUCUGCUGGUCGCCUUCCGUCUGCUGAGAACUCACUUCCCGAAUUCCCCGCUCAUCCCGGAGUUCCGGUCGACUAUCAAAGAAUACGGACGUGUCUCUGCGUUCCUCGGUGCUUCGUCCGGUCUGUACGAUGAACUGAUCCACUACUACUGGCGAGUAUGCAAGGAUCUUCCCGCUGUCGUCUCGAUUCUAAGCGAUAUGAAUCAGCUGGGUAUCAACCCGGCUUACAAGACCCGUAACCUGCUGAUUGAUCUUAUCAUCCAGCAACGCCAGGAUGUCAAAGAUCAGCAGAGCGUGUCGUUCUGGGAUUUGCCGUCCACCAAGGAUGCAUAUGAGCAACUGACUCGUGAGGGCGGAUGGAUGGAUCAGAUAGAGGCGCGUACGUUCGAAGACAAGGAACGGUGGUCUAGGGCGAAGUGGCCUCAGACCUGA
This is a messenger RNA of Penicillium bovifimosum, 1440 nucleotides long. RefSeq lists its product as uncharacterized. NCBI's taxonomy places the organism in Eukaryota, Fungi, Ascomycota, Eurotiomycetes, Eurotiales, Aspergillaceae. The record is from RefSeq and is a predicted model, not a curated record. The transcript has a single exon. Gene Ontology annotation, cellular component: mitochondrion. The coding region runs from base 1 to 1440 and encodes 479 amino acids.